This is a messenger RNA of Caenorhabditis sp. 36 PRJEB53466, 7803 nucleotides long. NCBI's taxonomy places the organism in Eukaryota, Metazoa, Nematoda, Chromadorea, Rhabditida, Rhabditidae. The record is from the annotation of a GenBank genome assembly.
AUGGAAAGACACUUUGAGUUGUCGCAUGAUGUUAGCCUGGCACAAGCCCCACCACCCAAGCGGCCCCUAUUCGGGUAAGCAGCGUUUAGUAAGGUCCGAGGUGACGUAGGCGAGGGCGCACGAGAGAUCAAAAGCUCGGUCCCGUUGUUUUAUUUGUCCGGUCUGAGAGAGAGAGAGACCGUUAUCAUGCGACACCCCCAGACAAAGCGAGAGUCUGGGGGAGAGAGAGAGAGAAUGCCAGGGGUCACAGGAUCCGACCGUCGUCCUUCCCUUAUUAGUAGCCAUUCUCACCAGUUAUCAUCCCGAUCAGUUGUUCCGUUCAUAUCUUGCUUAUCCCUCACGUUUUAUUACUCGUCAUCUUAUCCGAUAGCCUCAGAAAGUUUCGUGACGUCAUUCGUUUUAGUUCAUCCAGCCCUGUUUCAACCGUCUUCGACCCCCGUCGGUCCCACAGCUCCCUAUCUCGUUCGUUUCCCGUCGUUUUUGAAUCCGUACGUUCCGUUGCAAGCACGUAGUGCUUCCUGGGCGUGUCGUGUUCCCCACAAACCAACAACUACCCAUCCCAACAUGGACCAGCCGCUGAUACCGCCAAGGAGUGCAUCCACCGAGAGAAUCGACGACCCCGAUCAGACCCUUCAACCAACCGUUGAGUCACCGCUCCCACCGCAACCGGCAAGAAAGCGUUCGAGAACCGCUUCCACCCCGCCCGGCCUCUUCCGCCUCACUCCUGAGCAGAUCGGCGCGAUCGUACCAGCCUUCACCCUGGCCCUAGCGGACGCGAUACCGCAGAAGGCAAAAGCCAACAUUGAGACCAUCACAGCAGUACGAGAUGCAGCGAUCACCGACUUUAUGACCACGCACACGGUCAUCAAGAAAGUCAUCGGAGUAUUGAACGCUCCACAGUGCGGAGCGAGCUUGCCCCCUGGUAAUUCGCAUAUGGUACUGAGCACGUCGUCCUCCAACAUUGCCGAAACCGAAGAGCGCAGCCGACAAGAGGAGCCGAUCUCCAACAACACUCGUUCGAAGACCCGAGCCGCUCUCGGGACGAAUACCGACGAUGCGACCCCCGCCAGGAUCCUGACUUUCACAACGCCACUCAAGCCAACUCAAGGAAUCCAGCCGUUCACGGGCGCACCAGGCGAGCAAUUCGAGAAGUUCCUCAGAAGCUUCAACGACAACGUCGCACUUUGCACCCCGCCUCUCACCAGCGACAACAAGAAGAAUUACCUCUUGGCUUACCUGAGAGACCGAGCAAGGGACAUGGCCGAGGACUUCUUGGAAGCGAACGCGAACGCUACGUUCACGCAGUUGGUGGAACACCUUCGACAGGAAUCGACGGAUCCGUGCCGCGCAGAGAUAGCUCGACAAGCUCUACGUAUCUGUACCCAGGCCGCCGGUGAAUCAGUCGACGCCUUCUGCGUAAGGACCCAUAAGCUGGCCUACACGGCCUACGGAGGCAACCGAUCAGUCGUCGAGGACAAAACGAUGGAGUCCUUCGUGGAUGGCCUUCUUCCGGACAUCAAGUUCCACACCAGAGGUCGUUCCCCCAAAACGCUCAGAGAAGCACUGGCCGCCGCCUUGCAAUACGAGCUCCUCCUCCAAGAGACAGCCAGGACGAACACCGUGAGACCGUACGCAGCCAUCGAAGCAGUCCUAGCUCGUCAACAACUCAGUGAGGAACCCCGGCAACAGACGGCCGAACAGCGACGACCGAGAGAACAGUGGAACAACCAGCGGUCAAGCAGAGACAACACGCAACGAGGAGACAGCAGACCGCAAUACCCCGGCAACUACGGACAGAGGGAGUCACGCACGUGUUUCUAUUGCGGAAUCAAGGGACAUCUGGCUAUCGAUUGCCGGCGGAAGGCAAUUGACAUCGAACGCGGAACCUACCAGCGAGCACAGAACAACCCACAGUCCAACCAACGACAGCCGCAGUUCCAACGUCAGGACCCCACCCUCAACCACCGGGUGGCCCCUCAACCAUACGGAAAGGUCCAGGCCAUCGGAGAACGAAUGGACACGUCGGAGAGAGAAUUGAUGCUCCAGCAAAUCGAAGCCCUCAAAGCAAGGAAUGAGGAGUUGGCCGCAUCGGCAUACCACCCGUCGAUCAACGUGUUGAGCGCCGUAAGUAAACCGGCAUUCUGGCUCACAAUCUGCGCGCUAGUCUGUGUCGCAUCGGCAUCGGACCCCCUGUUGUGUCUACCAACCGCGAAGGAAACGUACCACCGCCUUCCACCAACGAUCGAUUGCUCACCGCUGUUCGACUUGAAGACGGAAGAUCUCCAGACACGCACGCUGACACUCUACCGCCCCAACACCGUCGAAUACUCAUCACCGGGAAUGUUUUGCCGAAUCGUCCGCACCUUUUCGGAGUACUGGAUCAACCUGGUGGGAGUGCAGCACGAAAACACAUCGAACCAAGAACUCAUCGUCUCACCGGAGGAAUGCAGACAGAUGUCCAAACAUCACAAGUGCAACCACGGAGAGCUGAGAGAGAUUGACGGAGUCUACAAGACAACAAACGACCACGUUAUGGAAUGGCCAUCAGCACCACUCGGAGCCUUCCAGACGAAGACCUCGGAAACAUUCAAUUGCUUCUACAUGCCAACAGAAGUGAUUGCCCACUUCGGAAGCACCAAGCCAUCGACCACCGUGGCGAUCAUGACAGGAUGCGAGUACCAGGAAGGAUUCUGCAACAAUGCGCAAGGAUCCGCCCUGAUCUGGUCCCCAUCAGUCGACCAGAAAUGCCGCUUCAUCAGAGUUGGCCGCUUCAAGGGAUUCCAAAAAGGGAACAUCUGGAUCUCGGAGGACAAGCAGAUUGCCCUCUCGUUCCCCAACUCAACGGCAACGAUAACAGACUGUCAGCGCAGCCUACAGCUGACCGAGCAGGGAAUCGCAUUCAAGGACCACGUCAUGCGAAAGAAGAGAGAGCUGGACCCGGAGAUGAAGAAGAUGGUGGGCAUCGUCUACUCCACCCAACAUUCCGCCCAGCUACUCGCCGCCGAGGCAGCCGCUAUCGAACACUCGAAGGAAUGGUUCACACGACACUUCCACGCCUGGUGCCUAUCGUUGAACACCGUCUCGGCAGCAGCCAGCGCCGCAGCAGCGUCCAGCCCGGAUUUGGUGAUCCGCCAUUUGCUCAACAGGACCGACCUGGCAGCAAACUACCUCGGAGACGGAGUGUUGGCGGUUAGACAGUGCCACCGAGUCCCUCCGAUUGCGUUCAAGCUGCUGCCAUUCGAGGAGAAGUGCUUCUCGAAGCCGCUGGCCAAAGUACAACUCCUGGGAAACACGUCGGUAACCAUGUUCCUGGAUCCGGUCACCAGCAUCCUGACCUCACGGGCUCACGAACUCCCGUGCGCAUUAACCACCGACUUUGAGUUCCUUUCGGACGGAAAACUGUCGAGACUCAACCCGUUCUCCCUCGAAAGGACACAAGUGGAAGACUUUCUCCCGGUCACGUUCACAGUGGAUGGCCUGACAUCGUCAGACGCCGACGUGGCCCCGACCAUUUUCUCGAACCUCAUCAUGGCCACAAUCUCGGAAGACACAGCGCCACGCCACGUGGAGGACUUUUACAAGGCACUUCAAGGGAACCCCGAAGCACUGACCAGGAUCGUGAGCCACAACGGCGACCCUCGGGACGGACCGAUCACAGCUCACAAAAUGGAGGAAAUCCUUUCCCUCUGGGAACGCGUCCAGUGGCUGUGGCAAAUCGGGCUGACGAUUUGGACAGUUGCGACAAACAUCGUCGUCACACUCUUCGUGGCCGCGAUGGUGAUCUCCUUCCUCGCUCAGCAGUACGUCGCUCCAAUCAUGCAACGGAUCCCGACGCCAUGGAAAAAGACACAGAGACCACCCAACCACAUCGGGGCGGUCGUGGAUUACUCGGAGAUCGUCGUUGUCAACACCAUCGCCCAACCAGUCCCGGAGCGCCCGCGAUUCUUCACGGCGCACAUUCCCCUCAAGUGCAACGGAGUGUCAAUUUUGGCUCUGGUCGACACCGGCGCCAGCUUCACGGUCACAAGCGCCAGCUUAUGUCCCCUUUUCGGCGUCUACCAACUGACAACAUCACCCACGGAAUCGGCCGUGGCGUUCGGAGGUGGACACGUCGAGAUGGCAGGGAUGGCAGCAAUGAGCAUCGAAGUGGCCGGUACACAAUACCAACACGAGGUCCACUUCACCAAGAACGACUGCAUCCCGAAAGGACCAACGACUUACAACGUCAUCCUGGGCAACGACUUCUUACGCCGCCUGCCGCGUUUCCAUCUCGACUACGCAGCCAACCGGUUCAUCGUAGGAAAGCACCACAUCCCGCUCGGUCACCUCUGGUACUCACCACACCCGCGGAACAACGACGAUCAAUUCAAGGUACGGGCACUACGAACCACGGUAGUCCCGCCGCAUUCCGAAGCGUUCGUUAGGUGCGCCACCGAUUUAAUGUCGUUCGUGUACCCAGCAGUCAUGACCACCCAGAGCGUUAAAGAAGGGAGAGAGGACCUAGUAGUCACCCCCGCGGUUUUCGAUACCUGGCACCCCCGUCUGUUAGUAACGAACCCCACAGACGCGGCUAUCACCCUGUACGAGAAAGAAGUCCUAGGUAAGGCCACCUGGUAUAUUGGCGGCGCCGAGAUCAACGCGGUCUGUUCGGAGAAGCACAGUGUCGCUUCACCGACUGACCAAGAAGAUCUUCAGCCACUUGACCCCGAAUUCCACGUUAACCUCGAAAACAACAGCCUUUCCGACGACGAAAGAAGCGCCCUGAGCGCGCUAAUCGAACGAUUUGCAGACGUUUUCUCCAGAAACGCUUACGACCUCGGGAGUUCCAGAACAGAUCCAGUGCACAUCUACACCAACACUGAAAUUCCCAUUAGAGGAAGGCCGUACCGAGUACCGACCAAGUUCCAGGCCGAGCUCGAGCAGCACAUCAACGGCCUACUGCGAUCAGGAAGGAUCACGGAGAGCAACACGCCGUGGACCUCUCCCCUGGUUCUCGUCAAGAAAAAGAACGGAUCAAUGAGAGUCUGCUUGGACUUCCGCCGGCUCAACGAAGUAACGAUCCCCGACAACUUCCCACUCCCACGGAUAGAAGCGAUCCUCGAAAAGGUGGGAGGCAGUAGCUAUUUUUCCAGCUUGGACAUGGCGAACGGCUACUUGCAACUCCGACUCGACGCGAGUUCAUCGUACAAAUGCGGAUUCACGACGGAGAAUAAAGUGUACGCAUACACCCAUCUUCCCUUUGGCCUCCGGUCGGCAGCCUCGUACUUUCAAAGAGCAUUGAAGGCAGUACUCGGAGGAUUAGACGACGAAGUACUGGUCUACAUCGACGACAUAUUGGUGUACAGCAAGGACUUCGACCAACACCUGGCAUCCAUCGAGAAAGUCUUGGCCCGAUUCCGCGAGUUCAACUUAAAAGCCUCUCCGAAGAAAUGCGAAUUCGCAAAAAGAACCAUCUCAUUCUUGGGACACGAGAUCACCAGAAACGGCUACUACCCCCUCAAGUCAAAUGUGGCAGCCAUAGCAGCAUUCCCCACUCCCAAAAAUUCGGAAGAAGUGAGGCGUUUUGUAGGAAUGGCCGGCUUCUUCAGGAAGUUCAUCAAGGACUUCGCCGGGAUCGCGGAACCACUCACUAAGAUGUCACGAAAGAACGUGAAGUUCGAGUGGGACCAACCGCAAGAAGACGCAUACCAAACACUGAAGAAGGCCCUGGUCGAGGAACCCAUCCUCGGUUUCCCAGAUUACGACAAGCCGUUUCACAUCUUCACCGACGCUAGCGCAGUAGCCCAAGGAGCAGCCCUCAUGCAGACAAGACAAGACGACGAGAAGUCGUACACCGUCAUCGCCUACACUAGCCGCACGCUCGCUGACACCGAGACGAGAUGGCCAGCAAUCCAAGUGGAGUUAGGCGCCAUCAUCUUUGCCCUACGUCAGUUCCGCCCCUACGUGUGCAUGUCGAAGAUCGUCCUACAUUGCGACCACAAGCCGCUGAGCUACCUCCUGUCCAAAAGUAAGACCCACGACAACCUUUCCAGGUGGCUCAUCGAGUUACAACAAUACGACGUGACGAUCGUCCACAUCGACGGUAAGAAAAACACCGUCGCCGACUGCCUGUCAAGAGCCAAGGACGAGGUCGCACCCCUGGACGGAGUCGAACUCAAGGACAUAAUCGAUUUCCCAGUGUGCAUGACGUCAGCAGACCUCGAAGCCAAACGUCUACCAGAAAUCGCAGCGUUCACGCCAAGGAACGGCAGACCGCUGAAUCUGCUCAAGGAGCAACAAGACGACGCCGAGCUGGGGAAAGUGAGGCAAUUCCUCACAAACAAAACAGCCCAGAUCGAGGAGCUCCCCGAAUCGUGGCUUCCACUGAUCGAAUACUGCAGCAUCUCAGCAAGAGGACUCCUCGUCGUCUCCUUCCCUCCUGCCAACCUGCCGAAAACAGUGAUCCCCACCAAGCUGAUUGAGCUACUCUUCGAAGCGUUCCACACAAACGCACUGGCCGGAGGACACUUCAGCUGGCGGAAGACCCUCCACAAAAUGCAGAAGCGGUUCUUCUGGCCCGGAAUGAGACGCGACACAUUCGAAAAGUGCAUCGCCUGCCCCAAAUGCCAGGAGAAAAGGAACCCGAACCCACCCAACCGCGAAGAGCUACUAACAGUACCCACGUCGCGAGUGUUCGAGAAGGUUGGCAUCGAUCUGACAGGACCCCUGACAUCCACACCACGCGGGAACAAGUACUACGCAAACCUCAUCUGCUGGUUCUCCAAAUACGUGAUCUCCGUCCCAUUACCCGAUUGUCGCUCAGAAACGGUCGCACGCGCAGUACUCAACGAGUGCGUUCUCAAGUAUGGGGCGAUGUCGGAAAUCAUCACCGAUGGCGGCUCGUACUUUACCUCGGCCGCCUUCAAGGAAUUCUGCGACCUCCUCAAGCUAGGGCAGCACGUCUCCAUCCCACACCAUUCCCGAGGCAACGGAGCCACGGAACGCACCUUCCGGACGUUCCACUCCAUCAUGGCCAAGUACGUGAACGAGAAACACACGGACUGGGACCUGCUCCUCCCCGCCAUCACGUUCUGCUACAACACGUCCACUCACUCCACGACGCAGGAAACUCCGUUCUACCUGAUGUUCGGAAGAGACCCAGUAUUUCACGUGGACAGGAUCUUGAAUCCCGAACCAACGGCGCUCAAGACCAUCGAUGCAGAACAACUCCGCGAGUCACUCACAACGACACUGCAAGAAGCCUGGACGACCGCCCGCGAGCACGCCGUCAAGGCUCAGGAAACCUUCAAGGCGAAUGCAGACACCGCCGUGAAACCAUCGGACAUCAAACCAGGAGAUCGGGUGCUGAUGAAGAACUACGGCGCGAAAACCAAGCUGUCCAGAAAACUGGUAAUGCCAUGGAAGGGUCAAUUCCGCGUACUUAAAGUAAAUCGUCCCUUGGCCACCAUCCAAGACAUCCGACGACCCACGAAGCCGACGCGUACCGUCCACCUCGACCAAAUCAAGAAAUUCGUGGAACCCGAAGGGCCAGCCCACACCACGCCGGAAGACGAGACGGAAGAUGAGCAACCGGAAGACACUCGGGCUGAGCGCAAACCUGAAUCCACCACGCCGCCCCCAUCAGUACCGGAAACCCCGUUCACCGACGUGCAGGAGCCACCGCCAAACCCCCAGGUGAUCCGCCGCAGCCCACGCCUUCACCCCGCUCCUCCUCCGGUCAUAGUACAGUCACCUCGAGCCCGGCCCCCAGCCGAGCCUGCAAACACCCCCGCACGUUACAAUCUGCGUCCGCGCCACCAUUAG